GGCAGACCUGUUUGUGCUGCUCUACCGGGGGGCCCUGAUUUCACAGCCAGCCUCCGUCACCACUGCGUCAGCACUGAUGAGCUCAGCGUUAGUCGGAACGGAAGGGGGGGAGAGCUGGAGGUGGGAGAGAGACCAAGGAAACAAAGCUUAGAGGAAAAAAAGGGAGAGAGAGUAAGAGGGGUGUUGCCGCCUCUGAGACACACUCACGCAUCAAAGCGUAACAACGUUGGGAGGAGAGCAUCCAUCCAGGCAAUCCCUGGGAAAAAAGGUUGUUUUUUUAAUUAUUGAAGCCAAACACAGACUCUUUGUUAAUAUUAAACAUCAACAAAUCGAAAUAUUAGAGGAGAUACACUGCUUCUUGUCAUCAGGAGCUCAACGUGAACUGAAGAGGAAACAGACGCAUCCUUUCAGCACCUUGGACAGGGAUCAUGGCUCCUAUGUUGUCGGAUGGAACUCAGCCUGUGGCAGUGCCAGUAGGUGUUGCUGUGUUGAGUGUUUUUGGCCUCGUCUUCACUACAUCAGCCUUUGCCUGGAUCUGUUGCCAGCGCAAAAGCACAAAGUCCCAGAAGACUCCCCCUUACAAGUUUGUGCACAUGCUUAAAGGGGUUGACAUCUACCCAGAAAGCCUGAGUGGCAAGAAGAAGUUUGCUGGACCUGCCACCUCAGCAGCUAAUGACAGCAGUAAAACUGAUGUCAAUGGAAACUGCCAAACCACCCCAAUGAGUCCUUCAGGUGUCGCCAAAUUGGCUUUAAGUCCCAAUGGUUCCCGACAGGCUCUGCAUCUUGAUCUUGAAAAGCGUGAUCUGAAUGGCAACUUUACCACCAAACCUUUUCAUCACCACCACCAGACGGUGCGGAGCUCCCCAGAUUUGGAGCUGCCCUCCCCCCAUGCAGGCUUCACCCAACCUGGUGCAAUGGAGCGUCUUGACCUCUCCUCACCAUCUAGUACUCUCUCCAGCCAAGCCCCAACCCCAGCUGUUGACAGGCCUCAGGGAGAGAAGAAGGGAGGGGAGCUAGGAAUCCUCCACUUCUCCCUUGAGUACCAGGCAGAAAGGAAGGCAUUCAUUGUUCAUAUCAAGGAAGCCCAUGGCUUGACCCCAACUGAUGAGCAGUCCCUUACAUCUGACCCCUACAUCAAGCUGACGCUGCUGCCAGAGAAGAAGCACCGCGUAAAGACUAGAGUACUCCGAAAGACUCUAGAUCCCGCCUUUGAUGAGACCUUCAGUUUUUAUGGGAUCCCCCUGGCUCGAGUCUCUGAAUUGGCCCUUCACUUCAUGGUGCUGAGCUUUGACCGGUUCUCUCGUGAUGAGGUCAUCGGAGAGACCCUUGUGCCUUUGUCUGGGAUCGACUUAUCAGAGGGGCGUGUCCUAAUGAGCCGGGAGAUUAUCAAAAGGAACAUUAAGAAGUCUUCAGGGCAAGGGGAGUUGCUGCUGUCGCUGUGUUACCAGUCCACCACCAACACUCUGACUGUCGUUGUCCUCAAAGCCCGCCACCUACCCAAAACUGAAAACAAUGGACCUACAGAUCCAUAUGUCAAGGUCAACAUGUACCAUGGCAAGAAGCGCAUAUGUAAGAAGAAAACCCACGUGAAGAAGUCCUCCCCCAAUCCAGUCUUCAAUGAGCUCUUUGUCUUUGAUUUGCCCUCAGAAGACGGGCUGAGGGACACCUGUGUAGAGCUGCUGCUGAUGGACUCAGACAAUGCAAACUCACGCAGCACCAACACUGUAAUUGGGCGCCUGAUGCUGGGCACAUCUGCCGCCGGCACUGCCGGUGAGCACUGGAGAGAGAUCUGUGACCACCCACGUCGUCAAAUUGCAAAAUGGCAUGCCAUGUUGGAAGAUUAAAAAAAAAAGUUGGAAUGAUUCUGCCAUCCAGAUUUGAACUGGUGCAACACUGAGUAGGCCUGAAAUGAGGAUUGGCAGUGUACGGUUUCCUGCUGGCCAAUAUCCAUUGAACUUUUUGAAGUGGGUGGGGAUGGGUGACAAAAUAGGAAUGGACUUUGAUGUCAUAGUUCAGUCACUCUGUUAUAAAUUCACUCAUUUUUAAAGUUACUGGGGUUCAGGUGGAAGGUAGAGUGUGAUGAAGGCAACCCUGUAGCUUUAAAUUAUCCCAAAGACUGCCACUGAGAAUAUCUUGGUAACAUCCAAAAUCAUCUCCAUGGCAACAUCCAUUCGUCACUGUAAAUGUGUGCUGUGCAGAAUGUCUUAAGUGUUGCUAUGACUCUUUCCUUUCCUCGCCUCCUUCCUCUUCUAUUUCUGCCUCUGUAGAUAGUAACCUAGAACCAUUGUAGGAAAACCAGAUUCAGUCACAUCUGACAACACUGUAAAAAAUAUGGAUUAUUACAAUUUAUUUUAUAAUGACAACAUUUUAUUCUAAAAACUGUAGGAUGUUUUUAUUAAUUGUUUUGAUUUCAGUUACUCUCAUUAUUUUUGGUAAAACCUUGUUUUAUAAGUAGAAGUGGUAACAUUGCUUAACUAUCCUAAAUGAGGGGGUCUGAGAGUAGACUGGAGUGGAAUGCACUGGGGACAGAAAUGUUGGAUGCAUUUAUUCAUGUGAGUGUGUGUUUGUCUUUGGGGGAGAUUGUGUUAAACUUGUUAGAGACAUGCGAGUGUGUGGAUGUGAGCCACAUAAUGUUUACUGUUGGUGUUUUGUCCCCAUUACUGUGAGCACAAAGAAGGAGGUGAACUGUAAAUGUCUGUAACUUACUAUAAAAUAAGGCAAGACUAACAAG
Nothobranchius furzeri (turquoise killifish) is the source of this 2731-nucleotide messenger RNA. RefSeq names its product synaptotagmin IV (gene syt4). The record is from RefSeq and is a predicted model, not a curated record. Gene Ontology annotation, cellular component: plasma membrane; exocytic vesicle; synapse. Gene Ontology annotation, biological process: cellular response to calcium ion; regulation of calcium ion-dependent exocytosis; regulation of dopamine secretion. Gene Ontology annotation, molecular function: SNARE binding; clathrin binding; calcium-dependent phospholipid binding. NCBI's taxonomy places the organism in Eukaryota, Metazoa, Chordata, Actinopteri, Cyprinodontiformes, Nothobranchiidae.